Messenger RNA from Elaeis guineensis (African oil palm), 806 nucleotides. RefSeq lists its product as uncharacterized. NCBI's taxonomy places the organism in Eukaryota, Viridiplantae, Streptophyta, Magnoliopsida, Arecales, Arecaceae. The record is from RefSeq and is a predicted model, not a curated record.
UUCUUUUCCCCUCCCUCACUCGCGAAACUUCUUCUCGAGAAGAGGUGGAAGUCGGCGAGACGCAAAAACGAAGCCCAAAAGAGGAGAAGAGCAGAGGAGCUAUAAAGCAGCACCAACAAUCCGUUCGAUCUCGAUCGAGAGAGAGAGAGAGAGAGAGAGCAAGGGAUGGAGGAUUUCUGGUGGAAGAUAUAUCGGGGGGAUCCGGGGGUGCCGCACACCGACCCAGAUCGGAUCGUCAGCACAUGCGUGCGCACCUUCGCCUUCUCCGCCGUCGCCUGCUUCACCUCCUUCGCGCGGCAGCAGCUCUCCCACCACUUCAAUUGGGAUGACAGGGCCCUGAUGUUUGAUCACCAUCAUCGGAAGAAAGCUAUGGAGAAGCAGCAGCAAAUCAGUUUUGGAAAGAGUAAAUGAGCAAGCAAUCAUCGGAAUUAUCCUUCUUUAGUUGGCCAGUCCACAUCCACUAGCUGAAGUGCUGCUAAUAUGUUUCUUCGAGUUUCAUUUGGACAUGGAGUAAGUAACAAUGGAAUAAGUAGCUCUGAGUGUACAUGGUUUGGUUCAUCUGGAUAGGCUUUCAGGCGUGGAACUUUUGUGGAUGAUCAAGCUGCAUACCAUAUUCAUUUACUAAAUGUACUUGGAAUCACUUCUUUUUAUCAUCUUUUAAUUGUGCCAUUAAAUCAACUUUCAUUGCCUUGGUUGUUCAAAGAUAAUAUUUGUAGAGAAUAUGUUGACUAUUGUGGACCUUUGGUCCUUUAGUUUUAAAUGUUUCAUGGAGACCUUGAAUGGCAGACAUGCAUGUUCCUUGUCCA